Molecule: messenger RNA, 1585 nt
Organism: Archocentrus centrarchus (flier cichlid)
Lineage: Eukaryota; Metazoa; Chordata; Actinopteri; Cichliformes; Cichlidae
Product: scavenger receptor class F member 1-like
Exons: 10
Coding region: 68-1585 (505 amino acids)
Biological process (GO): heterophilic cell-cell adhesion; dendrite development; neuron remodeling
Cellular component (GO): membrane
Molecular function (GO): low-density lipoprotein particle binding; scavenger receptor activity
Source: RefSeq, a predicted model, not a curated record
GAGACAAAGAGGAGUCAGGAUUAGACAUAAAGACAGAAAUUAAUUUGGUCGUGUUUUCAGAUUGGAGAUGAAGUUUCUCCUCAGAGCUCUCAGUGCUCUGCUCUGUUGCUCGUUGUCCUGCCCUCAGACUCUGGAUCCUGCUGGGAAAAACGUCUGCCGGAAUAUGAGGGAUCCCUCUACACUGAUGUGUUGCCCCGGAUGGCGUCAAGAGGGAAAAGACUGCACAAUACCUGUAUGUGAGGGUGAGCAGGCAUGUUUGAAGGGUGAGAUCUGUCUAUAUCCUGGAUUGUGUCGCUGUCCAGCUGGCUAUUAUGGUGCUGAGUGCAAAACCCACUGCCCUCCUAAGUUCUGGGCUCCAGACUGUCGUCAGGUGUGUAAGUGCUAUCCCAACGGGCGUUGUCAUCCGGUCACUGGCAACUGCAUCUGCAACCCAGGCCACUGGGGUCCGCUGUGCCAGCACACCUGUAGAUGCUCCCUCCACGGCCGCUGCCACCCAAUCCACGGAAACUGCACCUGCGACAUCAGCUGGUGGGGUUCAGCCUGUGCCAAGCAGUGCCAGUGUGACAUCGGAGGGUCCGUAGGCCCCAGCUGUGACCAGCUGACAGGCCGGUGUCAGUGCCACAAGGGACACUGGGGGGCGAAGUGUUUGCACAUGUGCCACUGUAACCAGUCACCGUGUAAUCAACGCAAUGGUGUGUGUGACUGCAAGGCUGGGUGGUGGGGAACCAGCUGUGACCAGAAUUGUAAAUGUGACCUCAAACACAGUAUCUGUGACCUAAUGACUGGGAAGUGUCUGUGCCACCCAGGGUACCAGGGUGUCUCAUGUAACAAGCCCUGUGAAGCGGGGAAGUAUGACACUGAAUGUAAAAGGAGCUGUGGUCACUGUAAAGGCAACCAGCUUUGCUCUCCUACUGAUGGUGCGUGUGCUGCCUGUGAUCCCGGCUGGAAUGGUACACAAUGCGACCACCCCUGCCCGUCUGGUUUUUAUGGUGAUGGCUGCAAGGACAGGUGUCCACGAUGCAGGAAUAAUGAUUCCUGUGACCCAGAAACUGGGAAGUGUCAGAGGUGUGAUCCUGGAUGGACUGGACUCAGGUGUGAGGAGCUCUGCCCUGCCGGGAGAUUUGGAGACGCCUGCCGCUUCCCGUGUAGUCCUUGUUUUCAUGGUAACUGCCAUCACGUGACAGGAAGAUGUGUUUGUGAGCCAGGGUUUCAGGGGGAGAGCUGUAACAGCAGCUGCCCUGCCCUGCGGUUUGGCCUCAACUGUUCUUCUGUCUGCGACUGUGGUGAGGGGGUCGCCUGCGACUCUGUCACUGGAGCCUGUCCUAACACUGGCAGAGGUGCUUUGCUUGCAGGUGUACUGGUUCCUUGUUCCUGUUGCUUCUUGCUGUACUGUGCUGCUGUCUGUGUUGUGGAGGACGCCGGGCUGAUGAUAGAGACAAAGACAGAGCAAUUGUUGCUGAUGGUGGGGUUUUUGGUUCGAAUGAAGUAUCACGUUUACAGCGUUCUGGCAAAUAUUGGUGCUGCCCUGCCAUGUAUCUCUGCUGGUCCUCUGGCCUGCCUCGUGUCACCGGCUAUGGAGCAUUAA